Molecule: messenger RNA, 747 nt
Organism: Talaromyces proteolyticus
Lineage: Eukaryota; Fungi; Ascomycota; Eurotiomycetes; Eurotiales; Trichocomaceae
Product: Alpha/beta hydrolase fold-1
Exons: 2
Coding region: 1-747 (248 amino acids)
Source: RefSeq, a predicted model, not a curated record
AUGCCGCCCACAAUUCUCUUCGUUCCCGGCAUUUGGGAAGGCCCCUCCGUCUUCAACCAUGUCUCCUCCCUUUUAUCUUCUGCCGGCUUCAAAACCUCAACCGCAGUCCUCCCCAGCACCGGAACCACAUCCCCAGGUAACCCGAGCAUGAAAGACGACAUCGCCGCAAUCCGUCGACAUCUCCAAGACCUCCUCCAACCAGCCCCGGAAACCGGCACUGCGGAGGACGUCCUCCUAGUCCUGCAUUCUGCAGGCGGCUUUUUAGGCUCCGAGGCAAUGCAAGGACUACAUAAAACCGGCUCAUCUAGCGCGCCCGGCGUCAUUGGGAUUGUGUUCUUAGCAGGCGCGAUUUUCCCUCUGGGCCAUGAGCAUCAGCCGCUUCCUUUCGCGGUUGUUGAUGGGGGCGCAUCGCACUGCGCCCAACCCGAGAAACUGCUCUUCGGCGACCUCCCAGCAGCCGAAAAGUCCGCGUGGUUGGCGAAACUCCAACCGCAGCCGGCGCAGGGUUGGGAUGGGAGGGUUGAGUAUACGGGGUGGAAGGAUGUGCCGAGUGUGUACCUUGUCUGUGAAGGCGAUGAGUUACUGCCGAUGCCUCUGCAGGAGCAAUUGGCUGGUUUGGCAGGCAGUAAGGUUGAGAGAUGUUCUGCUGGGCAUGUACCACAGGUGAGCCAGCCAGAGAGGGUGGUGGAGGUUGUUAAGGGGGCUGUUGAGGAGUUUGUGCGAGGGGUAGAUAGACUUAAGUCGUGA